CCGAGAGCUCUCGCGGGGCCGAGCUUGGAGUUUCUUUGCGCCAGACAACGUUUCUCGAAACAAACGCGUCCAGCAUGUCGAAAACGGUCAACAUCUCCUCGCCGUCGCAGUUCAACGAUGUUCUGCGGGGCUCUAAGCUCGUAGUGGCAAACUUCUACACCGACACAUCCAACGCAAGCCAGCAGGUCGCCGCCGUAUUUGAACAGCUCUCCCAUGCCUUGUCACGCCCGAACCUGGUGACCUUUACCAAGGUCAACACGGAGCAGCAAAAGGACGUCGCGCAGGCCUACAGGGUGACGACGAUCCCCACCUUCAUCAUCUUCCGCAAUGGCAAGGUUGCCGACCGAGUCCAGGGCGCGGACCCCAUAAAGCUGCAGUCCGUUGUCAACAAGCUCAGCGAGGAGGUCCAGAACCUGGCCAGCGGCGGCGGCGAGGCGGGCGGCAGCGGCAGCGGCAGCGGCAGCAGCGAGGCCAACUGGCGGGGCGCCGCGCUGCCGCGCGGUUACAACGACAUCACGGACCAGAUCGAGUUACGGUCCUGCGAGCUGCUCAACGUGGACCCGGACGCCGGGAACGUGCGGGUGCUGUUCGACACGUCCAAGCCGAGCGCGCUGUCGGAAGGGAAGGGCGGCGCCAAGGACUGGGUCGAGAGCGACACGGACGAGCAGCUGCUGCUCUUCAUGCCCUUCCAGUCGAUGCUGAAGCUGCAUACCCUUCAGCUUACGUCCUUGCCUCCCAGCGAUGACGACGACGCAGAGGUCCCGCUGAGGCCCCGGAGAAUCAAGCUCUUCACCAACAAGCCGCACAAUCUGGGCUUCGACGAGGCGGAAGAUCUCAGCGCGACUCAGGAGUUCGAGCUCUCGGAGCAAGAUUGGAAUGCCGAGGGCACGGCGAAUAUCCCUCUGCGCUUUGUCAAGUUCCAAAACAUCACCAGCCUCGUCUUGUUCGUCGUGGAUGGCGACGGUGAUGGGGAGAAGACCAGGUUGGACAGGGUGAGGUUGAUUGGGGAGACGGGUGAGAAGCGGGAGAUGGGCAAGCUCGAGAAGAUUGGUGACGAGCCUGGCGAGUAAGGUGGGUUGGUCGCAAAAAUAUGGGUUGGUCGCCUGCCUGUGAGCGCGACUUUGAGAAAGUUAUGAGUUAUGAUCACAUAGAAGGCAGAUUAUGGCAUGAAUACGGGACGUUAUUAUAGAUGUUAUUCCAGGAAGGCUUCCGUUGAAUGCUGAAUUGCGCGGACGAAGCGCUUU
Thermothelomyces thermophilus ATCC 42464 is the source of this 1244-nucleotide messenger RNA. RefSeq lists its product as uncharacterized. The transcript has 3 exons. Lineage: Eukaryota; Fungi; Ascomycota; Sordariomycetes; Sordariales; Chaetomiaceae. Bases 75 to 1070 code for a protein of 331 amino acids. The record is from RefSeq and is a predicted model, not a curated record.